UGUAGAUCCUGUAGAGCUGCAUCAGGAGCGCAACACACACGAUGCGCACGAGGCGCUUCGGUUUGGGAGGAGCCUCGAUAUUUCACAGCUUUGUUGCACGCCGCUUUCCAGUGAAGACCCAUUUGGAAAAGGAGAUGUAGUGGGGAAAAGGCGUAACAGAUCUGCAAUACGUCAUCUACCGAUAAAAUGAGCCCACCAGACACAUACAACACCUCGAGCGAAGGGGCGGCCUGGUUUCAACUCAACGACAGCACGGGCUCGCACCAGCCUGGUUUCCACACGGACAUCACCAAGCACUUCGGAGUCCAGAUCAUCCUGAUCACGGCGUAUUCCUUGAUCAUCCUGCUGGGUCUGCUGGGCAACACCCUUGUGGUCUACAUGAUUAUUCGCUACAGAAAAAUGCGAACGGUGACCAACUUCUUCAUAGCGAACCUGGCCCUGGCCGACCUCCUGGUAGACACCCUCUGCCUGCCCUUCACUCUGGUUUACACUCUGCUAGACGACUGGAAGUUCGGAGCCGCGUUGUGCCACAUGGUGCCCUUUGCCCAGGCCCUCAGUGUGCACGUGUCCAUCACGACCAUGACCGUCAUCGCCCUGGAGCGCUACCGCUGCAUCGUUUUCCACCUCGGCCGGCGCCUCACUUGGCACUCCAGCUUCCUCAUCAUGGCCCUCACCUGGACGAUGUCUGCCGCCCUGGCAGCCCCCCUGGCCAUCUUCAGAGAGUACCGCCACGAAGAGAUCCCUUCCAUCAACCUGCGCGUCGCCGUCUGCUCUGAGAUGUGGCCCGACGGGACCAGCAGGGGCGCAGUCAUCUACAGCGUCUCGAUGCUGCUCUUACAGUUCGUCCUCCCUCUGGCCAUCAUCAGUUACGCUUAUAUUUGCAUAUGGGUCAAAUUGAAGAAUCACAUCAGCCCGUCCAGCCGCAGCGACAGCAUCAACCGCCGCAAAAAGACCACCAAGAUGCUGGCCCUGGUGGUGGUGGUGUUUGCCAUCUGCUGGCUGCCGUUCCAUGUGUUCCAGCUGGCAACUGAUCUGGAUCUGCUGCUCAUGUUUAAGGAGUACAAGCUGAUUUACACUGUGUUCCACAUCAUAGCCAUGGGUUCAACUUUUACCAACCCUCUCCUCUACGGGUGGAUGAAUAAGAACUACAGGAACGGCUUCCUCAUGGUCUUCCGUUGUGAGGACAAGCCCGAGUCCUUCCAACCCGAGGGCUCGUUCAGGACACGCUCCUCAAGGAGGCUGACUCUGAAUGGUCGCAAUGGCGGACAGCAUCCGACUGCUGUGUGAGAGUAACACGAUUCUAAAAGCCAGUCGGAUGUGACUGGACACACUGAAUGUACUGGUCUGUGGUGCUUGUGGUUCAAAAGUGGCCGUUUGGCUUUUAAUGCCUGGAGUAUUUACGGGACUGGAGAGGGCUCAAAGCUUUGCAUGCCAACCGCUUUAUGUAAGGCUUCUCUUCUCCUUGUCAAUGGUACUUGUCGAAAGCUCUUCAAUCUGUAUGUUCAUAGUCUUUACUCGGCUGUUAGAUAACUUAGCACAAAGUAUAAUGUGUCUACUUGUUGGAAAAUGAUAUGUAUAAAAUGUAUAAAUAUGUAUGCUCUCCUUUGCAUAAAUUACCUGAAGCUGGUGAAGUGAUUGUUGUUACUAUGGGUGUAUUGUUACUGUGUUUCAUUUUCCACUCAUUGCCAGAUCAUCAACGUUUCUAGAUGAUUUUCACUUAAUUCAUUCAAUUAGAAUUCACUCCAAUGUUCUCACAGAGUAACAUUCAAUGGUAAUCCAAGGAAUCCAGGGCAAGCUGUUAUCUGUCAAACCAGGAGGUUAAUUGUGUUCACCUGGCAACUAGCUGAUCCUGAUUAAAUGGGCCAGCAAGACUCCUUGUCCAAAAGAAUGGAAUUGAGAAAGUGAGAGAAAUUGUUAUUAUAUGACGGAGAGCUGCUUUGUGGAUGUGUUUGAGAAAGGAAUUUGGAAGAAUGCAAAACAUGCAACUGUGUACUCAGCCGUCGAAGGUGUCCUUUGUGUGUGGUCUUUGAGUAAUAAGUACAGGAAAAUGCAUCAACUACACAGCCUCUGGGAGCUUAUCCUGAGCCGCCACUGCAGUUGACUUGAGUUGACCAUUAGAAGGAAAUAUGUUUUGUCUGUCAUAUAAACAGGACUGUGGCUUGGAUGAAAUUCGGAACUGGUCCGGCUGUGUUAAUCUAAAAUUUGCGGUACAUUG
This is a messenger RNA of Pungitius pungitius (ninespine stickleback), 2215 nucleotides long. RefSeq names its product neuropeptide Y receptor Y7 (gene npy7r). Gene Ontology annotation, biological process: G protein-coupled receptor signaling pathway. The transcript has 2 exons. Lineage: Eukaryota; Metazoa; Chordata; Actinopteri; Perciformes; Gasterosteidae. The record is from RefSeq and is a predicted model, not a curated record. Gene Ontology annotation, molecular function: neuropeptide binding; neuropeptide Y receptor activity. The coding region runs from base 187 to 1287 and encodes 366 amino acids. Gene Ontology annotation, cellular component: neuron projection; plasma membrane.